CUCGCCGGCUGGCCCUCCUCGUGCGCGGCGCUGACCGCCUGGCCCGCCGCGGCCGCGCCUUGCCAACUCGGCUCGUCCUUCUCGCUCCGUCCGCACCGCACCAACCUUGAGCGGCCGAGCGCGCCGGCUUCACUGAACGCCCGCUGGCCGCUGCCAUAUAAAGUAGCUGGACCAGCCGUCGUCACCCACGUCUGUCUCCCUCUCCCUCCGCUCGCUCUCUCCCUCCCUCGGUCAAAGCCAGCACGACAACGCAGCAGUCUGGGUAGCUGUCCCCCUCGCCCUCAUCCCUCCUCGGCGCCGCUGCCGGCCCGCCUCCCCCCUCGUGCCGCUCUGCCGCGGCGCAUUCCGCGCCCGCCUCGCCACCGAAUCGGGCGGAAUCUCAGCGGGACCAAAAUGGGGUCGCCGGGUGCGGGGAGCAGCGGCGGCCACGAGUGCUCCUUCAAGAUCCUGCUCAUCGGGGACUCGGGCGUCGGCAAGAGCAGCCUCCUCGUCAGCUUCGUCGCCGCCUCCCACCUCGACGGCGACAUCGCCCCCACCAUCGGUGUGGAUUUUAAAAUCAAGUUCCUUACAGUUGGUGGAAAGAAACUAAAGUUGACAAUAUGGGAUACCGGCCAUCGUGUGCUUUUUGUUUAUGUUUAUUUGUGGGUUGGAUCUCUCAAGAGCUUGUGGUUGCACUGUAGCCUGUUGAGGCGUGCCUGCCAUCAAGCUGGCCAGGAGAGGUUUAGGACAAUAACUAGUUCUUACUACAGAGGUGCUCAGGGAAUUAUUUUAGUAUAUGAUGUCACAAAGAGAGAGAGUUUCUCAAAUUUGGCUGAUGUUUGGACUAAGGAAAUAGAAGCAAACUCAACAAACAAAGACUGCAUAAAAAUGCUUGUUGGAAACAAAGUUGACAAGGAUGAUGAAAGAAUGGUCACAGAAGAAGAAGGUCUUGCUUUUGCUGAAGAAUCUGGUUGUCUGUUUCUUGAGAGCAGUGCAAAAACACGAGAAAAUGUUGAGAAAUGUUUUGAAGAACUUGCAUUGAAGAUCCUUGAGGUCCCUAGUCUCCUGGAGGAAGGGUCUUCUUCGGUUGUCAAGAGGAACAUCCUGAAACAGAAGCAGGAAAGUCAUGCAAAGAACGGCAGUGGAUGCUGUCAAUAGAUGUGCUGAUCCACGCGACAAGGUUGGCUGUUUUCGUGUGAGCUGCCCUGACGUUCUGCUGUACAUGAGUUGUAUCUACAUGGUCUUGUGAGUAAAACAGGGUUAAAGAAUCAGCUUGUUUGGCGGGGAGGGGGAGUGAGCAUAAUUGAUUUGUACAAAGGACAUGGCAGUUUGGUGUCAUUGAUUUUCUCUCUCUCUCUUAUCAUCUCCGGUUUAGCGAAGCAAUUUUGUUGUCGUCCCUAUGGAAUCCUCUCUCGCCACAGUAUUGUACUAGCUGACCUGUUGGGGCAACUCGUGUGAGCAUUGGGCAGACCAACUCCAGCAACGCUAUACAUACGGGCGUGUAUAACACUUUACAGUGUAGAUGUACUAUUUGCAGAGUGGAGUUUGAAAUAGAGUGAUACUUUGAAAUA
Zea mays is the source of this 1550-nucleotide messenger RNA. Its product is annotated as ras-related protein Rab-18. The transcript is spliced from 7 exons. The coding region runs from base 394 to 1137 and encodes 247 amino acids. Lineage: Eukaryota; Viridiplantae; Streptophyta; Magnoliopsida; Poales; Poaceae. Gene Ontology annotation, molecular function: GTP binding; GTPase activity. The record is from RefSeq and is a predicted model, not a curated record.